AUGCAACACGCUUUCCUUCGCAUCAUCUACAUCGUGGCAUUCUUCGCCUCUUGCCUGUCAUACGAACGCGCUGUCGCCUCAACAGUCGAACGUCCCAAUUUCAUCGUCAUCAAUAUCGAUGACCUGGGAUAUGGCGACAUCGGCCCUUAUGGUUCGACGCUCAAUCGAACCCCCAACCUCGAUCGCAUGGCAGAAGAGGGACGCCGGUUGACUUGCUUUUAUGCCGCCCCGGUCUGCUCGCCAUCUCGCGCGUCGUUGAUGACGGGCUGUUAUCCCAAGCGAGCCCUGAGCAUCCCACACGUUUUGUUCCCGGCCGACCCCAUGGGACUUCAUCCUGACGAAGUAACCGUGGCCGAGUUACUUUCAGCCACGGGUUAUGCCACCGGAAUCAUUGGUAAGUGGCACCUGGGCGAUCAGCCUGAGUUCCUCCCUACCCGGCAGGGCUUUGACUACUACUUUGGGCUCCCCUACUCCAACGAUAUGGGCCCAGCAGCGGACGGGGUGAAGAGCAAUCUGGGUGAGCCUCUACCAAAGCUCAAAGGCAAUCGUGCAAAUCAACCGCCGCUUCCGUUGAUGCGCAACGAAACGGUUCUCAAACGUGUUCUGCCUCAAGAUCAGAGAAAGUUGGUUGAGAACUACACAAACGAGGCAGUCUCCUUUAUCUGGAACCACCGCGACGAACCAUUUUUUCUGUACCUGCCCCAUUCGGCGGUACACUUUCCGCUCUAUCCCGGCGAGGCCUUUCACAAUCAGUCGAGUAACGGGCUCUUCGGCGAUUGGGUCGAAGAAGUCGAUUGGAGCGUGGGGCAGGUACUGCAAACGUUGCGCGACCUAGGCCUGGAUGAGCGCACCCUGGUGUUGUUCACGUCUGAUAACGGUGGACAGCCCCGGCACGGGGCGGUGAAUGCCCCAUUACGAGGUGGAAAGGGCAGCACAUUCGAGGGUGGCGUGCGUGUCCCUACCAUCGCCUGGUGGCCAGGAAACAUUCCUGCCGAUACCGAAAUUGCCGCAGUGACGAGCAUGAUGGACAUUCUUCCCACGUUCACCAAGCUGGCCGGCGGCAAAGUCCCCACCGACCGCACGAUCGAUGGCGGUGACAUCUGGCCCAUCCUGGCGGGAGCCGCGGACGCAGAGUCACCUCACGAGGAAUUCUACUACUACCGAGGGCUCAAGCUUGAGGCCGUUCGUAGCGGACCCUGGAAGUUGUUCCUGAAAAGCGGCGAACUCUACAACCUCGACUCCGACAUCGGUGAGUCGCAGAACGUCGCCGAGGCUCACCCGGAGAUUGUCGCUCGCAUUCGCAAGCUGGCGUCCGCCAUCGAUUCCGAUCUAGGCACCGAAGCCAUUGGUCCCGGAUGUAGAGCCCUGGGGCGAGUCAACAAGGCGGAACCGCUGAUCAGCCGCAAUGGAAAGGUCCGAGAAGGGUUCUCGCCAUCUUCACCCCAGGCAGCUAUGGGAAUCAUGAUUGGCGAGCUAUCUGCGACCACCGCUCUGGCCCAGGUUCGCCUCAACAAGAACGAUCCGAUUGUUGACAGUGAUGCAAGCGGUGCAGCAGGUGUCGUACGGUUUGUGCUGUACGCAACCGAGGACGAUGCUAUGCCCGUGGCAGAGAAGACGGCCAAGGCGGAAGCCGAACACGACUUUAUUGCCCGACUUGCUUUUGAGGGGCUGGAGCCAGGGACUACCUACGUCCUUAAAACUCAGGUCGGUCAGGAUGAAAACUCCUUUCACCCCGGCCCUACGGCAGAAUUCACGACGCUUCCCGGCCGCGACUCAGACAAGGCGGUCCGCUUCGUCGUAGUUACGGGCAUGAACUACGCGAAAUUUCACGGCGACAAUCGUAUCGAUCGGCGUCAGCAUCGCAUUCAAAACAACACCGAUUUACCCCAGGCCUACUCUGGCCCAGACAAACACUUGGGCUACCCCGCGUUAGACACCAUCCGCAAAUUGCAGCCCCAUUUCUUCGUUGGUACAGGGGACAAUGUCUACUACGACACACCAACAAAGCCGCGAGCACAAACACCUGCCGAGCUCCGCAAGAAAUGGCACGAGCAAUUCAUCCAGCCCCGGUACCGUGAGAUGUUCGCCGUUGUGCCGACCUACUGGAUGAUCGACGACCAUGACUUCCGCGUGGACGACUGCGACCUGACGGGCGACUAUGCCCCAUCUCCUGAGUUGGGUCGGCAAAUGAUGCUCGAGCAGUUGCCCGUUACCCCACGUGAAGAUGAUGACGCAAAAACCUAUCGCACGCAUCGUGUCAAUCGCGACCUGCAGGUGUGGUUCCCUGAAAACCGCAUGUAUCGCAGCCCCAACGCGAUGGCCGAUGGACCGGACAAAUCAAUCUGGGGCACUGAGCAGAAAAAGUGGCUCUAUCGCACGUUGGCCGAAAGCGAUGCCACCUUCAAAUUGCUGAUUUCUCCCACGCCGAUGAUCGGGCCCGACGACAAGCGAAAAACCGACAACCAUGCCGACAUCGGGGGCUUUCAGCACGAACGCGACGAGUUCUUCGCUUGGCUGGCAGAAUCCGGACUUGACCAGCAGAACUUCUAUCUAGUCUGCGGCGACCGACACUGGCAGUACCACUCGAUCCAUCCCACCGGCAUCGAGGAGUUCUCCAGCGGUGCCUUGGUCGAUGCAAAUGCACGCUUGGGACGUCUGCCUGGAGAUCCACAAUCAACCGACCCCGAGGGGCUCAUCAAGGUGCCCUACACACAGCAGAACCCCUCAGGUGGGUUCCUGAUGAUUGAAGUGAAUCCGGCCACAGAAGACGAAACUGCCACCCUCUCGUUCACGUUUCACGACGAGCACGGAGCGGUGCUGCACAAACAUCGAAAACUGGCCGCAGAUUAG
Cladocopium goreaui is the source of this 2850-nucleotide messenger RNA. The record is from the annotation of a GenBank genome assembly. NCBI's taxonomy places the organism in Eukaryota, Dinophyceae, Suessiales, Symbiodiniaceae.